Messenger RNA from Lampris incognitus (smalleye Pacific opah), 1844 nucleotides. It is a transcript of the gene timm23a, whose product is annotated as translocase of inner mitochondrial membrane 23 homolog a (yeast). Gene Ontology annotation, cellular component: mitochondrial inner membrane; TIM23 mitochondrial import inner membrane translocase complex. The record is from RefSeq and is a predicted model, not a curated record. Bases 282 to 914 code for a protein of 210 amino acids. The transcript is spliced from 7 exons. Gene Ontology annotation, biological process: protein import into mitochondrial matrix. Gene Ontology annotation, molecular function: transmembrane protein transporter activity. NCBI's taxonomy places the organism in Eukaryota, Metazoa, Chordata, Actinopteri, Lampriformes, Lampridae.
UGGAGGUCAGACGCAAAUUCAGUCCCGUAAGCGUCCCGUAAUAUGGACAGCCUAACAUUUUAACCUCCAAAUCGCAGUUUGGAGAUUAAAAACUCACAGGAUAUAAAAUUAUUUGCCAAUAGUUUAGGCGGCAACUCGCGCAGACCUGGUUUUGUUUAAAUUUUUGAAAGCGCCGGGAUUAAAAGCGUCGUUAGCUAGUUUGCUAACGUAAGCUAGGUCGACGAGGCUAGGCGUUGUAACGUCUAAAUUUUCGCCUAGUUAGCCCUUGAUAUUGAAAAGCCAUGGAUAACAAUGCGACAGGGUCGGGAGGAUUCAAAGCAGGUCUCGGAAGUCUCUUUGGAGGCGGUACACCUGAAUAUUCCAACACAGAGCUCGCCGGUGUACCCCUGACUGGAAUGAGUCCUCUUUCGCCCUACCUCAAUGUCGACCCUCGUUACCUGGUGCAGGAUACGGAUGAAUUCAUACUGCCAACUGGGGCCAAUAAGACCAGAGGGAGAUUUGAACUGGCUUUUUUCACCAUAGGAGGUUGCUGUAUGACAGGAGCUGCAUUUGGAUCAUUAAAUGGUUUUAGGAUGGGCAUUAAGGAGACCCGUGAUAUGGCAUGGUCAAAACCUCGAAAUGUACAGAUUUUAAACAUGGUGACAAGGCAAGGCGCAUCAUGGGCAAACACGCUCGGUUCUGUUGCGCUAUUAUACAGUAUCUUUGGCGUGGCAAUAGAGAAAGCCAGAGGAGCAGAGGAUGACAUCAACACAGUGGCUGCUGGAACACUCACUGGGAUGCUUUUCAAAUCAACAAGUGGCCUAAAGGGUGUGGCCCGUGGAGGCUUUGUUGGUUUGGCAUUAUCUGGCGCCUACGCUCUCUAUAACAACUGGGACCACCUCACUGGCUCUUCCUCUUCCUCCAGGCUGUAUUAAAUUGUCCCACACAGCAGGCCCCAGCAGUCGGGCCAAAUACCUCUGGAUCUCUCUAUUUCCUACAUGAAAUCAAAGUGCACAGCUUUUAACCACAGCACCAAGAUAAAGACUCUGGUCUAAAAGCAGUGCACUGCAAAGGGACUUUGAUUGAUUUUGGCCCCACUUCCCUGGCUCCUCUGUUACCACCACCCGCACUUUUGGUGUGGAUCAUUCCAAGGAAUUCAGAAAUAACUGCAAAAGAAGUUGUGAGAAUAUGCACUCUAUUUGAGUUGGAAUUCCACAUCUAGUCCCUCCAAGGACACUUGCUUCUUUUCCUUCUCUUUACCCCCUGGGGUAUCCACAGUGUGAAGACAAUUAGGCUAAUUAGGCUAGGUCUCUAACAGAGAGUUUAACCUGUUCAUUUGGCCUUGUGAGAAUGUUUGUGGAAGUGUGUCUUUUAAUGUAUUAUUGUAUCAUGGCCAAAUGUACAGUUACUUUGGAAAUUUAUUUGGUCCUCCAAACUGGUGUUAAAAAUUGUGAUGUUGUCACAUCAGCUGUACUUGCCCUUGAAUUUUGGGUUAAAUGAACCAAUAUAAAAUUUGGAAGAUAAAUUAUUUCUCCCCCAACUAGUCUUCCCCUGAUCAGUUUGAUCGUCCAGAUCUGGUCAUUGAUCCCCCCCGUGGUCUUUUGACCUUGGACGUUGGACAUCAGUCUGUCAUCUAACUAAAUAAAGACAUCCAUCCAGAGACUCGCUAAACACACACCAAGGCCUUACAGUCAGUUGAACUAUGGUAAUGUAUUACCUAUAAUAUACCUAAAGUGGGCACUAUUUUCUAGUGCAAGCCUGGAUCUUGGUCUGUGUGGACAUUACUCUAAAACUUUCCUGGAAGAAUGCAUUGCAUUGUUGUCUCCAUCCCGCUGUACCAUAAAUAAAUAUAUAUGUACUUGGAA